CACACACACAUUGGCUGCUGGAACGGUGUCAACACUGCCGUCGUCAUCAAACGCCUCUGGGCACUCAAUUAAGCCCCAAUUCAAAAACGUUGAAAGCGACAGCUUGCCACGCCCACCACGCCCACGCCACCACUGAGUGAGAGAGCGGGAGAGAGAGAGAGAGAGCGAGAGAGAGAGAGAGAGCGAAACAUCGAAGGGGCGCCCGUGGUGGCCGCUUUGAGUUGAUGUGACAAUGAAACUGAGCGUCAGCGCGUAUCGGGCGCAUGCAUCCGCACACAAGAAGAUCCUCUCCAGCGGCUAUCAUUCCCAGCUCAAUUACGGCAGCACUGGCGCCGCCGCAGCAUCCUCCUCCUCAUCGUCGGCAGCAGCGGCGGCCACUGCAACGGGCCUAUAUACGAUGGAAACGCAUGAGCAUGGCGGCAAGUUUCCAAAGGAUAUGGCUCGGCUUGAGUGCAACAGCGACACGGACGUCAUCAGCCCAACGGGCACAAGCAGCUCUGGCGGUGGCGGUGGCGGGGGAGGAGGGGGAGGAGGCGCUGGGGAUUCCUCUGGCCACAGUCACAAGCGACACCACAAGAGCAGCAGCAGCUCCUCGGCAGCAGCGGCGGCGGCGGCAGCAGCAGCAGCAGCUGCUUUGGCCAACGAUGAUGACAACAACAGUGCGGCGCAUUCAUCGGAUAGCAAGAGUCCCAGUCAGCGGAAAUCGCGUAUCGGAGAUGGAGCUUCAGAUCCAGAUUCCGAUUGGACACGGUCGAACCAACGCUGGAUGAAACUGCGCACCACCGUUCAGAUAUCAUCGGCCAUACAGAAGAAACCACCGCUCAAGCGCGAAGACUCAUUCCUGAAGCGUUUCUCAACCAGACAGAUACCCGAGACACAGGAAACUGUUGAAGACACGGGUUCAGAAAGUGCCUCUGGCGACGUCGACAAAACAGUUAAACGUAGACGGCGCUAUCUGCAGAAACGACGCUCCGUUGUUAAUCCAGAUGAAAAUUUUUACUUCUAUUGGUUAAUGAUGUUAACUAUAUGUGUUCUAUAUAAUCUAUGGACCCUUAUUGUGAGGCAGAGCUUUCCUGAACUGCAGCAAUCUGUGCCUACCUUUUGGCUCAUCUGCGAUUCAAUGACAGAUGUUGUAUUUAUCUUAGAUAUAAUAGUUCAAUUACGCACAGGCUACCUGGAACAGGGCCUUAUGGUAUAUGAUGACAAGAAGCUGGCUUGUCAUUAUGUGCACUCGCGUGAGUUCAUCUUUGAUAUGAUAGCGCUGAUUCCACUCGAUCUGCUGCAGUUAAAGAUGGGCACACAUCCGCUUUUGCGUUUUACGCGCUUUUUUAAAGUAUAUCGAUCUGUGAGAUUUUAUUACAUCGUAGAGAGUAGAACAGUUUGGCCAAAUUUAUGGCGUGUUGUUAAUCUAAUUCAUAUCCUGUUAAUAUUGGCCCAUUGGUUCGGUUGUUUCUAUUUUUUACUCUCCGAGGCGGAAGGCUUUCAGGGCGAUUGGGUGUAUCCCUAUAGACCGGGUGAUUAUGCGACAUUGACACGCAAAUAUCUUGGCAGCUUAUACUGGUCAACGUUAACACUGACAACGAUCGGUGAUCUGCCGACGCCGGAGACGAAUGCAGAACCGAACUUUUCGGUGGACGGCCCCAGAUCAAUACCAAGGCGUGGCAUCAAAUCGCGACUGCUACAAUUUGGGUCUAGCUAUGGGUAUAUUUUCACGAUAGUCAGCUAUUUGAUCGGUGUUUUUAUCUUUGCGACAAUUGUGGGCCAAGUGGGCAAUGUGAUAACCAAUCGUAACGCCAAUCGACUUGAAUUCGAGCGUUUGUUGGAUGGCGCCAAGACCUACAUGAGGCAUCACAAGGUGCCUGGUGGCAUGAAGCGGCGAGUGCUGCGCUGGUAUGACUACAGUUGGUCGAGGGGUCGCAUCCAGGGUGGCGGUGAUAUCAACACGGCUUUGGGCCUGCUGCCCGAUAAACUGAAAACCGAAUUGGCCUUACAUGUUAACCUAAGCGUACUGAAAAAGGUGACCAUAUUCCAAGAGUGCCAGCCGGAGUUUCUGCACGAUCUGGUGCUGAAAAUGAAGGCAUACAUCUUUACGCCAGGCGACUCCAUAUGCCGCAAGGGCGAGGUGGCCCGCGAGAUGUUCAUCAUUGCUGAUGGCAUUCUGGAGGUGCUCAGCGAAACGGGCAAGGUGCUGACCACAAUGAAGGCUGGCGAUUUCUUCGGUGAGAUCGGUAUACUGAAUCUGGAUGGUCUCAAUAAACGUACUGCGGAUGUGCGCUCUGUGGGCUAUUCUGAGCUGUUCUCGUUGUCGCGCGAGGAUGUCCUCGCCGCCAUGAAGGACUAUCCCGAUGCACAGGAGAUUCUGCAGACGCUCGGUCGCAAACGCCUCAUGGAGGUGCGUUGUGUGAACAAGAAAUAUGCCAAGGCUCAAAGCGACAAAGAGAACGCUGCUUUUGCGGCAGCGCAUCCACAUCAUCAACACCAACAUCAGCACCAGCAUCACCAUCAGGUGCAUCAGAGUGAUAGCAGCGAGAACAGUGCCUCCAAAAAGAUUGUGGACAAACUGAAACACGACGUCAAAGGCUUUCGCAACGUGCUCAAAAAGUCCAGAACCUCGCGUAAAAGUGACGAGUCAAUGGAAAUGCAGCCCCUGCAUAAUACCUCACCUCGUGGCAGCAAGAUCAUGCUGAAGCGCAUGUCGCGAGUGCGAUCAGAUGAAAAGGAUGCGGAUAGCGCCGAAGCCAAGGAUGAGCUGCACGACAAGACGCCCAGUCCAAUUGGGGCUGGAUUGCCGCUGUUGCAACGCCUGCGUCUACUUAAGGAGAAGCAGGAAUCGAUACAGGAAGAGCCCGAACGCGAGUUCAACGAAGGCUUUCCCCUGAUCCAGAGAUUGCAACAGUUGAAAAUAAAAAACGAGCCCCAAUCGAACGCCUCUAGCGAAUCCUCUAGCGUCGCCAUGGCCAACACACCAUCUAACAUCAGCAGCAAAGUGGAUGCCGGUACAUCUGCACUCGCAUUGGGAGUUGCAACCGCAACAGGAAGUGGAGUUGGGACAGUUGCAACUGCCCCAGCUGCGAGUGGCGCACAAACGUUGAGCGUGGCACCAAUCAAGCCCAUCAUGAAGGUCUCCUUCAAGCAGAAGAUUCAGCAGCUGCAGGGCAUUGCACCAGCCUCUGGUUCAGCCUCAACCUCAACGGCGACGGCGACGGCGACGGGAACGAGCGUCAGCACCGGCGCUAUUGCCAAGAAGGAGCCGCCCAAGUCGCUGGCGGUGAUUGCCAAGCAUGCGACAACAUUAGGAUCGGAGACAACAGCGAGUGGUGCGGUGGCAACGGCGCCUGGCGGACUGCCGCUGGCCAAGAAGCUGGUGCAGCACAAGCUGAGCACACCGACAAUGCAAUCGGACACGGACACCGAUGGCACACCCAUUAAACCCUGGUCCAAGCUGAAACUGGCGACGCUCAUGUCGUCCAGCUACACCAGUCUGACCAAUUGCCAAUCGCCCGACGGCGAGCUGGAGACGCCGCUGAAGAACUACUCGCUGAGCAACAUCCCCCAGCACAUGAUGGACGCAGGCGGCGCUGCGGGCGGAUCACGCGCUGUCCGGCAUCACAGUGCGCGCAGCUCACGUUCGCCCCGACCACAUCAUCAUGGGCACGGGCACGGGCAUCAGCAUCAAUAUCAUGGUCGCGGAUCUAGUUCGAGCACCUGCUCGUCCAGUACGCGCAGCACGUUGAGCACAACGCGCGAGUGCCUGCGACUGCAGAAGCCGGAACAGAAGUUGCCCGAGGGGGGCGAUGUGGCCGAGUCGCAGGGACGCAAGUUCUACUCGAGUGUGUUUGAUCUGUCGCCGGAAUAUUGCGGACUGCCGUUUGUGAAGCGCCUGAAGAUCCUCAAUGAGCGACAGAAGCUGGCCGAGCUGGAGAAGGCGUUGCAGACGCGCAGCUUUAGUCUCGACUGCUCGAAGUCGACGAGCAACAACAACGAAGUGCCCAUCAGCGAAUCGCUGUAUCGCUGCUACAGCGACACCUCUGGCAUCUAUUCGCAGUUCCUUAGCACUUAUGAAUCGACGACGAGUUCCGCAUCGAUAUCGACGAACACAUCCGCCUCCGCAUCAGCAUCCGCAUCCGCAUCGGCGUCAGCUUCGCAAUCGGACAGCAAUUGCCAAAGGCAGCAGCAGCAGCAGCACGCAACGCAGUUGCAACAGCAAUUGGAGUACAUGCCACUGAGUCCAGAAUCGAAUGAGACCGUCGAGAGGCGCAAGCUGAAGAGCAUACUCAAGAAACUGCAGAAGGGAGUGGGUGGUGGAGGUAGCGAGGGUAACGGCGAUGGCAAUGCCGAUGCUGCUAGCCAAGAUGAAACCGUGAUGAUGCGGCGGGGCCUGCUCACGGAGCCGACCUUGGAAGGCCCGCCCGCCAGUGCCAAAGAGGAAGCUCAGUUCGCUGCCCUCGGCUCUGUCGCCGGCGGCAACCAACAGCAACAACAUACGAACACGAACCUCGCCCCCAUCAACAGCAAUAGCAAUAGCAUCAGCAAUGGCAAUAAGAAAUUCGCGAUCGCGAUCGCGCACGGCAAAGGCAACGGCAACGGCAACGGUAAUGGCAACGGUAACGGUAAAGAUAUGGCAACGACGCCUGAGGGCGCCGCAUGUCACGCUGCAGCAUGGUCGCCGACGUUGGCAUUGGUAACGCCAACGAAUUCGCCGCAAGAGAGUUUCGCCUUUGAGCCACAACAAUUGGGCGGCGUUAUCGCUGGCGUUGGCAGCGUCUCAACGUCCUCGUCAUCAGCGUCGGUUUCCGCUGCCGCGUCCGCGUCGACAACGGGUUUAGCCACGACUUCCGCAUCCGCUGCCGCAUCGGCUUUGGCCUCCGCAUCCGCUUCCGCAACCGCCUCCGCAUCGUAUGUGGUCGAGUGUUCGUCGAUGUCAUCGUCGAAUAAGAUACUCUCACAGAACACCGAAUUUCAUGCACAAUCCACAACAUCCACAGAUUUGAAUUUGAAUUUGCAGCUCCGGCAGAACACGACGAGUGCACUGAGUCAAGGCCCCAAGCUGGAAGGAUUUCCAGAGCCGCAGGAUUACUUCAAUCAGAUCUUGAGCGGCAUCAAUCAGGUGAUCAAGACGCACAUGAACGAAAUGCACUCCAAAUUCGAGACGCAAUUCUCCAGCAUGGCCGGAGAAGUGCGUCGCCGUGAUGCAAUCAUUGCCCAGCUGCAGCUCAAACUGCGCACCAUCGAGCAGAAGUCAACGCUGACGGCGAGCACAGCACGGCGGCUGAAGCGCGAGAAGCUCUCACAGAUCUCCGUGGACGAUGAUGAGCCGGGCGAGCAGGACAACAGCAGUUCCGGCAGCUCGGCGGAGCUGCUCUUUAUGCGUGGUGACUCGCUGGACACGGUGUUCACCUCUUCGCCACCCAUUCAGGGCGGCAGACGGAGCAUAUCGCCCGGUCCCAGCAGGCAUCAUGCCGCCUCCGCCAAUGCUUUGAACUGUCCCAGCAGCUACUACAGCGGACCCGGCACGCUGGCCCUCUCCACGCGCCACGCACAGAGCCAUCCCAGCUUCUAUGCCGCCCACGGCAAUGGACGCUACAGCAGUCGCGGUGGCUAUCGCGAUUGGGAUGACCGAAUGCUGGCCAGCAGCAGCAGCAGCUCCUCGGCUGCAGUUGCAACUGGCAGCGGAGUCCUGCCCAGCGAUGUGGUUGGCGGCAGCGGCAUGAUGGUGUCCGAUGUGACGGGCAAUUUGACCAGAUUAUCGGACAGCGUUAUACUCGACAUUGGCGAGAGCUCCAGCUCCAGUUCGUCGUCCAGCAAAAUGAACAUUGCCGGCGACGAUGAUGACGACGACGAGGCCGAGGAUGAGCUCAGCAGCGCCGCCUUGGUUACGUCGGCCAGCAGCAGCGGCGUCGGUGGCGGCGGUGGCGGGGGCGCUGCCAACGAUUGGGAGGUGCAAAUGCUGGCCGCCGAAAUGGAGCGACAGGAGCGCAAACGUGGCCAUUCGCUCUCUGACAAUCUCGGCGAGCUGCGGCACUGCAGCACAUUCCUGCGACGUCGACGCAAGUUCAGCGACACCGAGACCGAGUACAGCGAAACGGAGGCGGACGAGCGUCUAUCGAGUCACUCAGCUGGCGGAGCAUCUGGAGCUGGAGGCAGCACUAGCAUUGCGGCUGAUGUGACCGAUGUGCCCGGUGGCCUGCAGCUGCAGCAGAGCGGCAACAGUCGACCGCGUGCCUCGAGCUUGGAUCAGUUCAAUUUACGCUAUGGCAUCGGGCGAGGCAUCUUUAAAGCAAUGAGCAUCGAUCGUGAUAAAGACAAGCUUUGAGAACUAUAAUCUCAGCACAACUAGCCCAAAACACAGCAACAACAACAGCAACAGCAACCACAGAAACAAUAACUGAA
Molecule: messenger RNA, 6390 nt
Organism: Drosophila albomicans
Lineage: Eukaryota; Metazoa; Arthropoda; Insecta; Diptera; Drosophilidae
Gene: Cngl
Product: platelet binding protein GspB
Biological process (GO): transmembrane transport; monoatomic ion transport
Cellular component (GO): membrane
Molecular function (GO): protein-containing complex binding; monoatomic ion channel activity
Source: RefSeq, a predicted model, not a curated record